CAGUGGUGAGGUCAACCUAAGUGAGUAAGAGUCAAGGGGAUAGGCUGUGUCAUUUCCACCAUGGCUGGGACAAAGGAGCUUCUGGUGCUGGAAAACUUCAUAGGUGGAAAAUUUCUACCUUGUAAUUCAUAUAUUGAUUCUUAUGAUCCAUCAACAGGAGAAGUCUACUGCAGAGUACCAAACAGUGGGAAAGAAGAGGUGGAAGCUGCCGUGAAAGCGGCCACAGCUGCCUUUCCCGCCUGGUCCUCACGGAGCCCCCAGGAGCGCUCGCAGGUGCUGCUGCAGCUGGCACAUUUGCUGGAACAGUCUCUAGAAGAGUUUGCUCAGGCAGAGUCCAAAGACCAAGGAAAAACCAUAACAAUGGCAAGGACUGUGGACAUUCCCCGCUCCGUGCAGAACUUCCGAUUCUUUGCCUCUUCCAUCCUGCAUCACACGUCGGAGUGCACCCAGAUGGACCACAUGGGCUGCAUGCACUACACCGUGCGGAUGCCUGUGGGAAUCGCUGGUCUGAUCAGUCCCUGGAACCUGCCACUCUACUUGCUGACUUGGAAGAUCGCUCCUGCAAUUGCUGCAGGCAAUACCGUGAUAGCCAAGCCCAGCGAGCUGACUUCCGUGACUGCAUGGAUGAUGUGCAAGCUCCUGGGAAAAGCAGGUGUUCCUCCAGGAGUGGUAAAUAUUGUGUUUGGAACAGGGCCCACGGUAGGUGAGGCCCUGGUGUCCCAUCCAGAGGUCCCCCUCAUUUCCUUCACCGGGAGCCAGCCCACCGCCGAGAGGAUCACACAGCUGAGUGCUCCCCACUGCAAGAAGCUCUCUCUGGAGCUGGGGGGCAAGAACCCGGCCAUCAUCUUUGAGGAUGCCAACCUGGAGGAAUGUAUUUCGACCACUGUCAGGUCCAGUUUUGCCAACCAGGGUGAAAUCUGCCUCUGUACCAGCAGGAUCUUUGUCCAGAAGAGUAUCUAUAGUGAAUUUUUAAAGAGGUUUGUGGAAGCUACCAGAAUGUGGAAAGUGGGCAUUCCCUCCGAUCCAUCGGCCAGCAUGGGAACUCUGAUAAGUAAAGCUCAUUUGCAGAAAGUCAGAAGUUACAUCAAGAGAGCUCUAACCGAGGGGGCCCGUAUUCUGUGUGGUGAGGGAGUGGACACAUUGACUCUCCCUGCCAGGAACCAGGCAGGCUACUUUAUGCUUCCCACGGUGAUAACAGACAUAAAGGAUGAAUCCUCCUGCAUGAAGGAAGAGAUAUUUGGUCCAGUGACGUGUAUCGUCCCCUUUGACAGUGAAGAGGAAGUGAUUGAAAGGGCCAACAGUGUGAAAUAUGGGCUGGCAGCAACAGUGUGGUCCAGAGAUGUGGGGCGUGUUCACCGAGUGGCUAAGAAGUUGCAGGCAGGUUUGAUCUGGACCAACUGCUGGCUCAUCAGAGAGCUGAACCUUCCUUUUGGAGGAAUGAAGAGUUCUGGAGUGGGUAGAGAAGGAGCCAAGGACUCCUAUGAAUUUUUCACUGAAGUUAAGACCAUUACUGUUAAGCAUUGACCUUGGUCCGGUGAAACAUUGUGAUUGUCAUUGCCUGGCUGUAGAGAAUCAGUUGUCCAAUGUGCUAAAGGGAAAUGCUGGCAUAAAUUCUAAUUUCAUCUUGACUCAGCAUAAGAUUAUCUCUAGUUGAUCCUCAGUAGUUAGUAUUUUUAGCCAGUGUUGAAGAGAUGCUAUUUUCAAUGUGGAGUGAAAGAAGAGAAGUCUUCUGAAUUGAAAAACACAAAAUAGCAACCAAGUAAUUGUCAGACUCUGUUUCCAUGUUGCACCUUCAAAACAUUUUUAAAAUCAUUUUGAUUAAAUUCUUGGAAAGCUACAGAUAACCAAUAUGUGUAAAAUAAAUCUACAAAACCAAAGAAAAACAAAUCAUGAUUUCUCACCUUUGGGGCAACUGUCAAGAUGAUUUCGACAUCCAUCAACCACUAGCCUGGUUAGUUGACAAUUGAGUGAACCUCAUUAUGCAAAGAACAUGGAAAUUACCAAAAAAGACACAUAUGUAUCUGUACACAGAUAAAGAAAAAUGAAAUAAAUACUACUUUUCAGAGAAAGCUCGGAUUAAGGAAACAGUUUGAUUCAUUCCUACACAGAGUCUAUCAGUUUCAGUUCUUAAUGUGUAUAUCUCAUGAGAUUUAUAAUUUACUAAUCCUAAAAGAAUAAAUAAUUUUAGUAACCAGUAUGACAUAAACUCUUCUUAAAGUGGCCUUUAUUCUUCCUUACUCCCACGCUCU
Messenger RNA from Talpa occidentalis (Iberian mole), 2249 nucleotides. RefSeq names its product aldehyde dehydrogenase 8 family member A1 (gene ALDH8A1). The record is from RefSeq and is a predicted model, not a curated record. Gene Ontology annotation, biological process: retinoic acid metabolic process. NCBI's taxonomy places the organism in Eukaryota, Metazoa, Chordata, Mammalia, Eulipotyphla, Talpidae. The transcript is spliced from 7 exons. Gene Ontology annotation, molecular function: retinal dehydrogenase (NAD+) activity. The coding region runs from base 61 to 1524 and encodes 487 amino acids.